AGAGAGAGAGUGAGUAAGAGGAGAGAGAAAACAUUCAUUUUCUUCUGCAUAAACCCUAUAUUGGUUGGUUCUCUCUUCGAAAUUGAAUGCCAGUUUGAAUUCUCCGCCUUGUUCGUUUCACUCAUCAAUCCGUUUUAUAGAGAGAGAGAGAGAGAAGAGAUCCAGAUUCGAUGGAAGGAGCUACUAAGCAGGGUCAAGACCGAAUCUCUUUGGCGUCAACGUCAGCGUCAGCCUCAGCCUCAAUAAUCGGACGCAAACCUGCAGAAACCAACUUGAAAGAACAGUCAGUUCCUCCAAAAGAUGAAAGGACUCUUUCUGCAAACACUUCAUCUGAAGCGCCGAAAAUAGGACCAGUAAAAGAUCAGGCAGGUCAGCUGGAAUCAUCUACAACAGGAACUUUCACAAGUCCUUAUCCUUUGGAACAGACUUAUUACUAUGGAGGUUAUGAAAACAACACAAGUAAUUGGAAUGAAUACCAAUACGUCGGGGCCAAUGGUUUGCAAGUUGUACCUCCGGCCAUGUUCAAUGAUAACCCAUCAAUGCUCUAUCAAUCUGGUUAUGGCCUUGAUUCCCAGGUAGCAGCUUAUGGCCAAUUUUCACCUAUGGCUAAUCCUAUGUCUCCUAUAAUGUUUGAUGGGCAGCUAUUUUCUCCUCAUCAAGUGCCAGUUUCUCCAUCUUAUUUUCUGCCACCAGUUUCUCCUGGUCUCCCUCCGUUGUCUCCUGCCCUACCUUCAGUUUCACAACCCGAGCUUAUGACAACUGGAAAUAAUAGUGGCCAGGAGAUUUUCGGUGAGAUGCUUUACGGUCCAGGUCCUGGUUACUUCUUACAUUAUGGAGCUUUAGGUGGUGUAGGCCUUCCUGGAGACCAGUCAAAUCGAUCAAACUCUUCUGACGCUUCCGGUUAUAUCACUUCACUGACAUCACCAUCAGCAGUUUACCCACAACCCUAUGGGAUACUAGGGCCAUACGAUCACAACUUUGGACAGUAUCAUCAAGAACAAAGACCAUAUAAUGGAUUAGGGAUGUCGGGGAAUUCUUCGACUAGGAAAUACCCAUCUAGUGGUGGUUCUUAUCAGAGCUCGGGCUACAAUGUUGGCCCUAUUGAUAGAAGGGGUCGGUACACUCCAGACAAAAGUGUGAAACAAGAAAGGAACCGCGAAACAACAUUUAUGCCAGCAGAUGCACAUGUUAUGAUGUCGGGUGAGCGUAACCGUGGCCCAAGGGCAUCAAAUCUGAAAGGCAAGAAUGCCACCGAGGAGAGUGGAUCUGCCGCCACUCCUAAAAUCAGUGAAUCUGUCUCCGGAACAGGUGGUGACAACUCAUUCAAUCUCGCCGAUUUCACUACUGAAUACAAGAACGCCAAGUUCUUCAUCAUCAAAUCGUUUAGCGAAGACAAUGUUCACAAGAGUGUCAAAUACAAUGUCUGGUCCAGCACACCCCUCGGAAAUAGAAAACUGGAUGCUGCUUACUUUGAAGCUAAAGAGCAAAAAGAACCCUGCCCAGUUUUCCUCUUCUUUUCGGUUAAUGCAAGUGGACAGUUCUGUGGUGUGGCCGAGAUGAUCGGGCCAGUAGAUUUUGAAAACAACGCUGAAUACUGGCAGCAGGAUAGAUGGAGCGGUCAGUUCCCUGUCAAAUGGCACAUUUUGAAGGAUGUUCCAAAUGGUCGGUUCAGACACAUACUUGUCGAGACUAACGAGAACAAGCCGGUUACUCAUAGCCGAGACUCUCAAGAGGUAAAGGUAGAGCAGGGUAUUGAAAUGUUGAAAAUAUUCAAGGAUUACAAUUUAGAGACAUCAAUCUUGGAUGAUUUUAACUUCUACAAUGAAAGGGAGAAAAUGUUAUUGGAAAGGAAGGCUAGACAACAGCAACAACAACAACAACAGCAAUCUUCAUCCAAAAACGCGACUAGUAUAUCUCCCGAUAGCUUUAUUAUUAGUCAAUUGCCCGAGAAGUUUGCCGAAGCUGUGCAGCUGGGAGACAGUAGUAGCAGUAGCAAAGUAGUGCAAAAGCAAACUAAAUGAAAGGUAGCAAGACUGAAGAACAUGGAUAGAGUGAGCUGCUUCAACAUUUCAAACCCUUUUCGAGAAGCUGACUUAUAUCUCACAUAGAUCAAUCAAUCAAACUGUAACUUAUUUCAUAUACCGACAAGGGUAGAGCUAUCGGGUGGUGGUGUUGGAAGAUGAAGUCUUGCCGGAGUUUUUUCUUUUCUGUUUAUUAUCCUUUUAGUUCGGAGAAAGACGCCUAAAUUUUCAUGUUGUAAUCUCAUCUGCAUUUCC
This is a messenger RNA of Impatiens glandulifera, 2276 nucleotides long. RefSeq names its product YTH domain-containing protein ECT1-like. Gene Ontology annotation, cellular component: cytoplasm. The transcript has 8 exons. Bases 171 to 2021 code for a protein of 616 amino acids. NCBI's taxonomy places the organism in Eukaryota, Viridiplantae, Streptophyta, Magnoliopsida, Ericales, Balsaminaceae. Gene Ontology annotation, molecular function: mRNA binding. Gene Ontology annotation, biological process: mRNA destabilization. The record is from RefSeq and is a predicted model, not a curated record.